Hippocampus comes (tiger tail seahorse) is the source of this 1038-nucleotide messenger RNA. RefSeq names its product fibronectin type III domain-containing protein 5-like. Lineage: Eukaryota; Metazoa; Chordata; Actinopteri; Syngnathiformes; Syngnathidae. The coding region runs from base 192 to 806 and encodes 204 amino acids. The transcript has 6 exons. Gene Ontology annotation, cellular component: extracellular region; plasma membrane. The record is from RefSeq and is a predicted model, not a curated record. Gene Ontology annotation, molecular function: protein binding.
CCUCUUCCUCAUGAUCAACCUCAUCAUCCUCAGCCUCCUCCUGCUGCGGCGAGCCUCGGUCGACGUCGCCGCCGCAAACGCAAGGAGCUUCUGGAUGAUGCGUGCGUCCCUCGGGGGAUGCUCUAAAUGGGCCACGCCGUGUGGAAAGACACGUUAGAAGAGGAGGAAGACCAAGCCGGGAGGCAGGAGGGAUGUUUGGGUCUUUGUGGCGGUCUGUGAUCCUUCUCGGCUUCCUGUGCACGUCCCCCGUUCGAGCCGACAGCCUGCUGUCAGCUCCGCUCAAUGUGACCAUCAAGGAGAUCGAGGUCAACUCGGCCGUGGUCACAUGGGAGACUCCGGAGGGAGACCCCGUCAUCGGAUUUGCCGUCACACAACAGAAAAAGGACGUGCGCAUGCUGCGCUUCAUCCAGGAGGUGAACACCACCACUCGCUCGUGUGCCUUGUGGGGACUGGACGAGGACACCGAGUACAUCGUUCACGUGCAGAGCAUAAGCAUGGGAGGAAGCAGUCCCCCCAGUGAGCCCGUUUUCUUCCGAACCCCCAAAGAAUCCGAGAAGCUGGCGUCCAUGAGUCCAGACGAGCUCACACUGGAAGAAAUGGGCCAGGCCGCUCAGCUCCGAGCGGGCGAGGUCAUCAUCAUCGCAGUGGUUCUUGUCAUGUGGGCAGGCGUGAUUGCCCUGUUCUGCCGUCAGUAUGACAUCAUCAAAGACAACGAGCCCAAUAACAACAAAGACAAGGCCAAGAACUCGUCGGAGUGCAGCACGCCCGAGCAUCCGCAGGGAGGGCUCCUGCGCAGCAACGUUUAACGGCCGCUCGCCGUCUGCCCGCCCUGCAAUAACUUCAAACCCUCAAACCUCAGGACAGAGCCUGAGAUGCGUUCCGCAGCCAAAACACGCUGGACUACAGAUUCAACGUUCAACUGCUCUUGGCACAGUGAAGAACUGUUCGAAAAACUUCUGAUCAAGUGCAAUCAAAACGCUUCCAACAAGGGAACAAUGGAGGAUUGGAUGUGAUCAAAAGCACCCUUUGCUGUGCUUA